AAAGAAAACUCUCUCUCUCUCUCUCUCUCUAGAGCUUUUUCUAUAAGAUCUCUCUUUCUUUGUACCCAGGCGAAGAAGACGACGAUUGAUUCAAUCUGAUUAUGGAGAGACUACAGCGAAUCUUCGGCGCCGGCGGCGGUUUAGGCCACGCAUCUCCAGAUUCUCCGACUCUCGACACCUCGGAGCAGGUUUACAUCUCCUCUCUGGCCCUCCUCAAGAUGCUCAAACACGGUAGAGCUGGAGUUCCGAUGGAGGUUAUGGGGUUGAUGCUUGGAGAGUUCGUGGAUGAGUACACUGUGAGGGUUGUGGACGUAUUCGCGAUGCCUCAGAGUGGGACUGGUGUUAGUGUUGAAGCUGUUGAUCAUGUUUUCCAGACUAAUAUGCUUGACAUGCUUAAACAGACUGGGAGACCUGAAAUGGUGGUGGGUUGGUAUCAUUCGCAUCCUGGGUUUGGCUGCUGGCUUUCUGGUGUUGAUAUUAACACUCAACAGAGUUUUGAAGCUUUGAACCAGCGAGCUGUAGCUGUGGUGGUUGAUCCGAUUCAGAGUGUGAAGGGCAAAGUGGUGAUUGAUGCCUUCCGCUCGAUUAACCCGCAGACCAUUAUGCUUGGGCAAGAGCCUCGUCAAACAACGUCCAACCUUGGACACUUGAACAAACCAUCGAUCCAGGCCUUGAUUCAUGGAUUGAACAGACACUAUUACUCAAUAGCCAUCAACUACAGGAAGAACGAGCUCGAGGAGAAGAUGUUACUAAACCUCCACAAGAAGAAAUGGACAGAUGGCCUGACGCUAAGACGCUUUGACACUCACUCCAAGACAAACGAACAGACCGUUCAGGAAAUGUUGAGCUUGGCUGCUAAAUAUAACAAGGCGGUACAAGAAGAGGACGAGUUGUCACCAGAGAAACUGGCGAUCGUGAAUGUGGGAAGACAAGACGCAAAGAAGCAUCUGGAAGAACAUGUUUCCAACUUGAUGUCUUCCAACAUUGUUCAGACACUAGGCACCAUGCUUGACACUGUUGUCUUCUAGAGAACUUCACUUUUCCAGUCAGCUUUGUUCUUCUGCAUCUCUUUGUUUUCUUUCUGUUGAAUCUUCUCUUUAUGUCCUAUCUCCUAGCACUUGAUAAGGUUGUAUUGUACUAUCUGGUUUCCUUCUUUCCAUGAAGGCUAUGGAUUGAUUUUACUUCAUUCAAAACUAAA
Molecule: messenger RNA, 1198 nt
Organism: Brassica oleracea var. oleracea
Lineage: Eukaryota; Viridiplantae; Streptophyta; Magnoliopsida; Brassicales; Brassicaceae
Product: 26S proteasome non-ATPase regulatory subunit 14 homolog
Exons: 6
Coding region: 102-1028 (308 amino acids)
Biological process (GO): protein deubiquitination; proteasome-mediated ubiquitin-dependent protein catabolic process
Cellular component (GO): proteasome regulatory particle, lid subcomplex
Molecular function (GO): metallopeptidase activity; proteasome binding; protein binding
Source: RefSeq, a predicted model, not a curated record